Molecule: messenger RNA, 1641 nt
Organism: Bombina bombina (fire-bellied toad)
Lineage: Eukaryota; Metazoa; Chordata; Amphibia; Anura; Bombinatoridae
Exons: 6
Coding region: 101-658 (185 amino acids)
Source: RefSeq, a predicted model, not a curated record
UCUCUUACUGUGGGUUACUAGGUUAACGCCAUCUUUAAUCUGGUUGUCAAAGAGAGCUGAUCUUGACGGUUUAUAUUCGGUUAAACGAACCGAACAAAAGAUGUCAGCAGACCAGGCUAAAGUUCACUUGGAAACUAAAAAAUUCAGAGGAAGAGGAAAUAGGAGCAGAGGCAAUUUCCAAUCAAGAGGGAGGCGUGGCAUGAAGGGCCAAAUAUCAUUUGGUAGAGAAAAUUUCCAAGAUAAACCUUUGAAUGGCAUUGUUCCAUUAAGACGGGGCAUGGGGCGAAUGCAUCCAUAUAUGGAUCCUCGAGGACGUGGGGGAAUCAGAGGACGUGGGGGAAUCAGAGGACGACACCCAGGAUUUAUUCCACCCCCUCCACUAGAAAUGAUGGAACCCUUCACACCCCCACCUCCCCCACCUCUAAGGCGUGGGCGCCCUCACCCUCCAGGUCUCAUCGGCUUCAGAGGAAUUCCACACCCUUUCCGUGGCCGGGGAAUGUUGCCACCGCCACCACUGCCACCACCACCACCACCUCUACCACGGGGCCGUUUUCCACAUCCAAGAGGCUUUCCCAAUGGACGUGGUACUGCAGUACAUCCUCCGCCACCUGGCCGGGGCCAGAGAUGGCCUGGACCGCCAGGUGGCAGACGCUUUUAAAGAGACACACUCUUAACAUUGCAUAGCAGAGUGCUUUUAACACCGUUUUUAACUUUUCGGGAAGAAACUUUUUUUUUUUUUUUAACCCCCCUUUUUUAAUUUAUUUUUUUAAACUCCAAAAGAACUCCAUUAAAUACAGUUUUAAAUGAACAUUUCUCAUCAGCCCUCAUGCACUAAGUUGCAAAAUACACAAAUGCUUUUAUUUAUGACAACAUUUUUAAAUAUAUACGAAAGAUCUAUGGAUUUUGUUGCACAGUUGGACUGACAAAUUACAGAAAGUUCAAGUGUUAAUUAAAUGUAAGACUGUAUUGACUUAAGUGCAACAAGACUGCUUCCAAUUUUCUCUUUAUGUUACAGAUCCUCCAGUAUUUAAAAGCUGUAGAAAAUGUAACUAAUAUUGUUAUGUUUAGAUGUUAUUGCUAAAUUGUGAAGUUGGUAAUUUUGUUUUAGAUAAUUCAACAUUUCUGUAAUGUUUUAUUUUUAAGAAUGAGUUAUAUACUGUUAGGCUGAUUUGAUUCGCUAUUUAUACAUUACUUUUGUAACAUCCUCAUCCCCUUUACAAUAUAUAAUGCACAUGUUUAUAUAUUUGCAUUACCUCAGUAUUACAAAAUACAUUUAAGUGCUAGAAUUUUGAAGUUAAGUGACACAAAUAAAUGUACGUUUGUAAAAACAUAUUCAAUAUUGUAUAUUACCUCUGGAAUUUUAUUAUUCUGUUUUUUAUAAUGUGAGCAAAUUUUAACUUAAAGUUAAUGUGUGUUAUUGUUGCUCAUAUGUUUUUGUAUUAGUAUUGUAAAAAAAAAAAAAAAAAUACUGUAAAUUUUGUAUUCAGUUUUUUUUCCUUCAUUUUAUUCUGUGCUGAGGGCUGAAUAACAGACAGACAUACUGCAGCUGAGGCUUUGUAAAUUGUAAACCUUUUCAUUUCAAAGCCUAUAAACAACACUACAAUGAAAAUAUAAAAAAAUUAAAGUAUGAUGAACCAAAAA